Molecule: messenger RNA, 2390 nt
Organism: Solanum lycopersicum (tomato)
Lineage: Eukaryota; Viridiplantae; Streptophyta; Magnoliopsida; Solanales; Solanaceae
Product: putative DEXH helicase-like repair protein
Biological process (GO): nucleotide-excision repair
Cellular component (GO): nucleus
Molecular function (GO): ATP-dependent chromatin remodeler activity; ATP binding
Source: RefSeq, a predicted model, not a curated record
UGUUAUCUUUGAUUUUCUCCUAUUGCUAUCAAAUUUCUUAUAUUGAAAUGUUAAAUGCUAUGAAUAGCGUGUGUAAUUUUCUAGUUAAAUUGAUAAUCGUUCUUGUUUUACUGAAGACGAAAGGGGUGAAGGUACGGAUUCGGGCCGAAGACUCCGUGCCCGUUUGAGGAAAAUUCACCGUGACUCGAGACAAACUGUAAGAGGAUCAGUUUUGAAAUGGGAGACAGUGGAAGAAGAAAUGGAUGAAGUCAUUCUUAAGGAUUUAUUCAGAUAAUUCUGAUAACAUCUCGCUUGCUGAAACUGCUGAGCCACCAUCGGAUUUGAUCUUGCCGCUUUUGAGGUACCAAAAGGAAUGGUUGGCUUGGUCAAUAAAGCAAGAAGAAUCUGCAUGCAAGGGGGGUAUUCUUGCUGAUGAAAUGGGAAUGGGGAAGACGCUUCAAGCCAUAGCACUUGUGCUUGCUCAACGCGAUUUAAAGAAAGCAACUAAUGGUUCCAGUAUAUUGUUGUCUUCACCUGGUACUUCCCAGGAACUCCCAACAGUAAAAGGAACUCUUGUUGUAUGUCCUGUGAUUGGAGCAUCUCAAUGGCUUCGAGAGAUUGAACGUUGCACAACUAAAGAAAGCAACAAAACUCUUCUUUAUCAUGGCACAAACAGGGGAAAAUUUACAUCCAACCUGGAGGAGUAUGAUUUUGUCAUUACUACCUACUCCACUAUCCUGGCUGACUAUAGGCCAAAAAAGUCAAAGCAGAAGAGCAACAACUCAAAAUUGUGUGACGAUGGUUCUAUUGAUAAUUCGGUCAGUGUUGGUGAAGAUGUGUCCAGAAGGAAGUCAAUUCUGCAUUCAGUGAAGUGGGAUCGUAUCAUUUUGGAUGAGGCUCAUCAUGUCAAAUCUAUAAGCACCACCACCACAAAAGUGGUUCUUGCUUUAGAAUCUUUUUAUAAGUGGGCCUUAACUGGUACACCCCUGCAAAACCACAUUGGAGAAUUGUACGUACUUGUCCGAUUCUUACAAGUUACUCCUUAUGCUUAUUACUUUUGCCAAAAUUGUAAUUGCAGCGGACUUGAUUUAAGCUCCUCUGAUAAAUGCCCACAGUGCCAUCCCCAGACUUGCCGACGUGCACGCCACUUCCUCUGGUGGAAUAAAUAUAUUGAAAAACCUUUAAGGAUUAUGGGACACAAGAAUGACGGUGGAGAUGCUAUGGUUUUUUUGAAGCACAAAAUUCUGAAAAGCAUAAUGCUAAGACGUACCAAAAAGGAAAGAGUUGUUGAUCUUUCACUUCCCACAAAGACUGUUAUAAUAAGAAAAGAUUCUUUGGAUGUGGAUGAAUUUAACUACUACAAGUCAUUGCACAAUAGAAGUCGAGAACUGCUCAAGAGAUAUGUAGAGGAUGGAACUCUGAUGAAUAACUAUGGUCACAUUUUUGCUAUGAUCACGCGCCUACGGCAGGCAGCUGAUCAUCGUUACCUUGUAAUGUACUCUAGAAAAGAAUUGGCUAGUGGAAACAAAGAGGCUGAAGAUGUUGAAAAAUUAUGUGACCUAUGUCAUGAUGCAGUGGAAGAUCUAGUAGUUACUUCCUGCAGGCACGUGUUUUGCAAGGCAUGUUUGAUAGACGUAGCUGACAGUGUGGAGAAAAUAGCAUGCCCUUCAUGUACCAAACCCCUCAAAUUUGACUUCACUGCAAAUAAUGAUAAGGGGGAUUCUAAUUCUAAACCUACUGUCAAAGAGUUUAGGUCCUCAAGUAUAUUGAACAGAAUUCAGCUUGAUAAAUUUCAAACGAGCACUAAAAUAGAUGCUUUGAGGGAAGAAAUUAGGUUCAUGGUUGAAAGGGACGGUUCUGCAAAAGGAAUAGUUUUUAGCCAGUUCACUUCGUUUUUAGAUCUGAUACAGUAUUCUCUUAAUCUGUCGGGCAUCAAUUGUGUUCAAUUAGUUGGAUCGAUGUCUAUUGCCGCAAGAGAUGCUGCAGUAAACAAAUUCACUGAGGAUUCAGAUUGCAGGAUACUACUUAUGAGUUUAAAAGCUGGAGCUGUUGCUCUCAAUCUUACAGUUGCAUCAAAUGUUUUCUUAAUGGAUCCUUGGUGGAAUCCUGCGGUGGAGCAGCAAGCCCAAGAUAGAAUCCAUCGAAUAGGGCAAUAUAAACCUGUCUGGAUUGUGAGAUUUGUGAUAGAGAAUACAAUUGAAGAGAACGUCAUAGAGUUGCAAGAAAAGAAGAAAUUUCUUUUUGAAGGGACAGUCGGUGGUUCUUCAGAGGCCUUAGGAAAACUAACAAUCGAGGACUUGUCAAACCUGCUUGAGCGUCACUUUUGAUAUGUUCUAUUCCUUCUGUUUAGUUCCUGUCAACUUCUGUACUGUGUUCUGAUGUUUGCUCUUAGGCUGUGCGGUGUUUGAUAU